Messenger RNA from Protomyces lactucae-debilis, 1656 nucleotides. RefSeq lists its product as uncharacterized. The record is from RefSeq and is a predicted model, not a curated record. The coding region runs from base 1 to 1656 and encodes 551 amino acids. Gene Ontology annotation, cellular component: nucleus. Gene Ontology annotation, biological process: regulation of DNA-templated transcription. Lineage: Eukaryota; Fungi; Ascomycota; Taphrinomycetes; Taphrinales; Protomycetaceae. The transcript has 2 exons. Gene Ontology annotation, molecular function: sequence-specific DNA binding; protein binding; zinc ion binding.
AUGGGCCGAAAGAGCCGCAGUCGAAUAAAGCUCGCUCCUGUUGACAUGAGUUGCAGUUUCUCGGUAUCUGACUAUCGACAGUUCGACAUGCCCUUAGUCUACUGCUCACCAACAUUCGAACAAGUAAGUGGCUACUCGAUGAAUGAGAUCAUCGGUCUGAAUCAUCGGUUUAUGCAAGCACCAGUCGGCCUGGUCGAAGCUGGCUCGGUGCGAGAUCACACGGACAAUCUCGCAGUGUUACAAAUGCUGAGCAAGCUGUCUCUUGGACAAGAAGUUCAAGUGAGCCUCAUGAAUUACAAGAAGGGAGGCAGACGCUGGGUCAAUCUUUUGACCAUGAUGGCCGUGCCCUGGGAUGGCGAUGACAUUGCCUACAUUGUGGGUUUCCAGGUGGAUAUCAUGGAGUCGCCCGAAAGUGUUCUGCAAAAGAUGCCAGAUUCGACCUAUUAUAUCGACUACCGAAUCUCUCGCAUCCCCCGCUCGCCUCCAGCAGUCGCCUUGCAAGCGCCCACCACUUUUUCAUACGGAGCCGGAAGUUUGCCACAGAUGGAAGGCUUGGUCCGGGCAAGAUUCAGCAAGGACGAUGCAGAAGGCUUCGCUGAUGCCUGGCAAGACCUUAUGGUUGAGCAAAGCCCGAAUGCUAUUGUGGUUUGCUCCCUCAAGGGGGUUGUAAGUUACUGCUCUGACCGAAUCGAAGCACUUCUUGGAUACACGACAAGUGAAUUCGUCAAUCUAGGCCUGCAAAGUAUUUGUCAUGUAUCAGAUAUUGUUCCGUUCAUGCGAGAGCUUCGGGAAGCCGAGGUAGGAAAGCCUAUCAGCCUGCUGGCACGACUCCGACACAGGAGUUCCGCAUACGUGUGGGUUGAGUUCGAUGGAGCAGUGCUUCUGGAGCCCAAUCGAGGCAUGAAAACUAUCAUUUUGUCUGGGCGCAAAGUUGGUCUGCCAGCUUUGACAAAACUACAAGGUCAACAAGAUGUCGAUUUCGGGGCCAGCGGUCUAUGGUGCAGGGUCGAUCCGCAAGGCAUGAUUCUCUGGGCGAGUGCCGCAGUAUCCACUUUCCUCGGCAUCUCGCGUGAUCUCAUUAUUGGCAAGAACUUUGUCAUUUUGAUUUCUUUCGAAGACGUUCCCUUGCUCAAGGAAUCUCUUCGCGCAGCGUUCUCAGGCCACCAAGCGACGGUACAGCAUAUUUAUCAGCCACAUCAAUCUAAGGGCCAUUCCAGAGUCUCGCUCACUUCGCGACUAUUCCCUAGUCAGCCAGAUCCACAUGUUCAUCCCAGUAUCAUGAUAUGUUCUCAUGUCGACAGUCCUGAUCCAAUAUUGCGGGUACCAGUUGACGCGACUGCCGACACGAUGCAAGAGUGCUUUUAUUUGGAAGAGCUUAUGCCGGAGCGCAACACAAGCUGGCAGUACGAGCUUCAUCGUGUCUUGCUUAUCAACCGUCGCUUAAAGCGUGCGGUUGACAAUGCCCUUCACCCUGAAGUGCGGCCGACGACCUCUCCGAGGCCUUCUGAAACAAUUUGUACCAAUUGCUUCAAAAGGCAGACUACCCAGUGGCGGAAAGGCCCAGAUGGCCCUCGAAGUCUUUGUAACUCGUGCGGACUCCGCUAUGCAAAGCAGCUAAAUCAGCGUGCGCAGCUCAUGGCCGAAGUGCCACUCUGA